AUGAAGGGAAAAACACCUAUGACCUUUGGAGAAAUUCCCAUGAUGGAUGAAGCUAUGGUUGCUCUAUGGACCAAACUCGGGCCUAUUGAUAAGUUGAUUGCUAGCAUGAGUAUCAGUGCAGAGGAGGAGCACAAUAAGGAGGCUGAUUUAAAAGAGGAUGCAUAUUUUCAUAGUCGUGAUAAAUCAAGAAUUGAUAUGAUCUCAAAAUCAAUAAAAACAAAAGCAUUCAAGAAACAAAAGACAACAAAAGUAUUCCAAAAGGGUGAUGAAGUUGAAAUGGCAAGUCUAGUAGAUGGCUUCAUAGGUUCUUACUACAAUGCAACUAUUGUCACUUCCGGUACCCUCCCGGGGCGUGACAAUUAUAGAGUCAAGUACAAGACUCUGUUGACUAAUGAUGAAGCCUCUCCACUAGAGGAUAUUGUAAUUGUUUCCAUGGUCUGGCCAGUUCCACCUGAUCAUCAAACUAAAAUAAUUCUAGUGAAAAAUGACUUCUGUCUAUAUGAUAUGGUUGAUGUGUUCACCAAUGAUGGCUGGUGGUUCGGUCUUAUCACUGGAAAAAUUGGAAAGAAGUGCUAUUUCUAUUUUCCUACUACUAGGGAUAACAUUGAAUAUCCUAGUGACGUGUGGAGAUUUCACCAAGAAUGGUCUAAUGGCGAGUGGAUAUAG
This is a messenger RNA of Solanum dulcamara, 666 nucleotides long. RefSeq names its product protein AGENET DOMAIN (AGD)-CONTAINING P1-like. Bases 1 to 666 code for a protein of 221 amino acids. NCBI's taxonomy places the organism in Eukaryota, Viridiplantae, Streptophyta, Magnoliopsida, Solanales, Solanaceae. The record is from RefSeq and is a predicted model, not a curated record. The transcript is spliced from 3 exons.